CAAAGUCGUAAAGAAAAAACUUGGCACCCGGUUUGAUCUGAAGGACAACUUCUUGUUGCGCCAUGGGUAGCCCGAAAACACAGUAAAGAUAGCAUUGGGGUUUGGUUGAGCCAUUGCACAUGAAUAUGAAACCACAUUUUUCUUCUUCUUCUUGUGAUUUCUUCAUUUUCUUUCUCAUUUUCUUGGGGACAAGAGUUCCCAAAUCAAAUCUGAAUUGGGGCACAAAAACAAAGCAACAAACUUUUACAGCCAGUGACAGACCAAAUUACUCCAAUAAGCGAUGGGUCUACUUAGGGCAAGCGUCAAUCAUCUUGGACUUCACAAAGGUGGCUGCCCAAAAAUUACUACUGCCAAAUGUCUGAAUACAUUCAGAUAUGAUUCUCUCUUAUUUUUUAUUAAUGAACAUUUCUACAAGUCUUUAUCAUCUAUAAUCAUUUUUAAUUGAUUUAAGUCUGAGAAUUUGAUGCUCCAAGUUUUUUAUUCUCUGUAAUUUAUACCAUUUAUCAUCUUUUAUCCAUCCAUACCUCCAUUCAUUAUACUUUUUUAGUUUUUUUCAAUUAACUUACAACCAAAAGAUUUGGUGAUGAUGAAUCCUUCUCCUCCUCGACGCAUAGUGGGUCUUUUCAGGGUCCGACAGUGAUGAUGCCUUCUUCUUCUUAUUCUUCACCUCAACACGCUGUGGACGAAGACUUGGGUUCAGAGCUCGUACUUGAUGUUGUGAUUCCAAUAACUUGCUUCAUAUUAUUGUGCCUAUUUGCUCAUCAACAUUAUGGUACGCACCGAGUUGGAUUCUUCUUUGAACCAAUUGUGUUGACGUGGCUGCUAUGCAUCAGUACCCUUGGCUUGUAUAAUAUAUUUCGCUGGAACCCACAUGUUUAUCAAGCUCUUUCCCCAUAUUACAUGUUCAAGCUCUUGAAGAAGACAAGGAUAAGUGGAUGGAUGUCUUUAGGUGGAAUAUUACUGUGCAUAACAGGCUCAGCGGCUAUGUUUGCUGAUCUUGGACACUUCUCAUAUGCGGCCAUUUAGGUAACUUUGAACAUCAUUAUAACAGUACUUUAUCAUGUUUUAAUCUCAUUUUCAGUGGAUGUCUAAUCUAACAAGGGAAUUUCAACUCCUAAUGUAUUUUCCUACCGCAAAUUGGUUUCACCUUUCUGGUUUAUCCAACACUUAUUUUGGCAUACAUGGGCCAAGCUGCUUAUUUAUUACAUCAUCACCACUCCAAACAUAGUAUCAGUUUUUAUGUCUCAGUUCCUGAAUGCAUAAGGUGGCCAGUUCUUGUUGUAGUUAUUCUUGCUUCAGUAUUUGGAAGCCAAGCAAUCAUCCGUGGAAUAUUUUCUAUCAUAAACCAAAGACAGUCGAUUGGUUGCUUCCCAAGAGUCAAGGUCGUUCAAACUUCUUACAAGAUUCAUGGUCAGAUAUAUAUUCCAGAGAUCAAUUGGAUUCUCAUGAUCCUUUCCAUUGUUGUAACAAUUGGAUUUAGAGACACUAAACACAUGGGAAAUGAAUCAGGGGAGUUAGAAAAUAGAGUUGUUGAACUAGAAGAGAGUAAUUGCAAACUAGCAAUUCUCAAAUCUCGGAGAGAUGCCGCAAAAGUGGCAGGCUUUUCUGUCUUAAAUUUAGGGAGCAAGCAUGUUAGUUGUGACAAAGUUAGAGAUAAAGUAAAAGAUAUACAAGAUAUGGAGACUGCUCUUAAAGAAUUAAUGGAUCAAGCUUCUUGCCGGCUUAAAGAAAUAAAAGGUCUUCACGAAGAGAGAGUACAUAUAUUGCUGCAGUUAUCUAACUUUCAGAGCAAAUUGAAUAAUGUAGCAUGUAUUUCCUCUUCCCAAGCCUACCUCUUAGUGAGAGAUCAAAUUGAAAAAUCAAAAUUUGAAGUUAUUGAGUAUCAGGCUUCGUAUGAGAAACUUCAGGUUGUAACUGGCCGAGAAGGAUAUUCUUGUCUUAAAGGAAAGGGAACUUAAUGUUAAAAGUGAUGUCAUUGAUUUCCUUCGAAGAUCUGCUGCAAUUGAGAAUUCAAAGAUUUCAGAUCUUAGGAUAGAAAUACAGAAGCAGAACGAUGAGAGAAAGAUGAUUGAAACAAAGGUGGAAGAUGCUUCAAGAGAACCUGGGUAGAAGAAACCUGAAGCUUUAUUGCAAGCCAAUGGCUCUUUUUAUUCUUUAAUUCUGAUGGAAGAAUUAUUAUUUCAGGAAGAAAAGAAAUGAUUGCAAAAUUUAAAGCCUUGGUGUCUUCCUUUCCUGUGGAAAUGGAAAACAUGCAAGACCAAUUGCGAAAACAUAAAGAAACUGCUUCAGAUGUUCAUUUUUUGAGGGCUGAUGUGCAAUCUUUUUCUAGCAUUCUUGACAGGAAUGUGAGCAGGUUUUUCAUUUGGUGAAAUUAUUGGAUGUUAUCAUUGGGCUUGUGAUGACUUUUUUGCAUCAGGUGAAAUAGUGUAAAACUCCAUUCGCUAGAUUCAUUAGGCUACUGAGAUACAGAAAUUGCAAACCAUGGUAUGUAUUAUGUUUUCAGAUUUGUAUCUUUUAGAUGGUCACUAGGUGGAGACUGGCCAUCACUAUUAAUCUUUGGUUAAUUGUAUAAAUGUCAUGUCACAUUAAAUUUAUCCUUCUAAGUUCUAAGUGUGUACAAUGGAAACUGGUUCUAUGUUUUUAUA
Humulus lupulus (European hop) is the source of this 2645-nucleotide messenger RNA. Its product is annotated as E3 ubiquitin-protein ligase BRE1-like 1. The coding region runs from base 1182 to 1958 and encodes 258 amino acids. Gene Ontology annotation, biological process: potassium ion transmembrane transport. The record is from RefSeq and is a predicted model, not a curated record. Gene Ontology annotation, molecular function: ubiquitin protein ligase activity; potassium ion transmembrane transporter activity. The transcript is spliced from 8 exons. Lineage: Eukaryota; Viridiplantae; Streptophyta; Magnoliopsida; Rosales; Cannabaceae. Gene Ontology annotation, cellular component: plasma membrane; nucleus; HULC complex.